Brugia malayi is the source of this 1191-nucleotide messenger RNA. RefSeq lists its product as uncharacterized. The transcript is spliced from 2 exons. NCBI's taxonomy places the organism in Eukaryota, Metazoa, Nematoda, Chromadorea, Rhabditida, Onchocercidae. The coding region runs from base 1 to 1191 and encodes 396 amino acids. The record is from RefSeq and is a predicted model, not a curated record.
AUGCAGUAUUACGACCAAAUGGAAUAUUACGAUCAAAUGCUAUAUUACGACCAAAUGGAAUAUUACGAUCAAAUGGAAUAUUACGAUCAAUUACAGCGUUGCGAUCAAUUGCAGUAUUACGAUCAAACGAAAUAUUACGACCAAAUGCUAUAUUACGAUCAAAUGGAAUAUUACGAUCAAAUGCUAUAUUACGAUCAAAUGGAAUAUUACGAUCAAAUGCUAUAUUACGACCAAAUGGAAUACUACGAUCAAAUGGAAUAUUACGAUCAAAUGCAUCAUUGCGAUCAAUUGCAGUAUUACGAUCAAAUGCAAUAUUACGACCAAAUGGAAUAUUACGAUCAAAUGCUAUAUUACGACCAAAUGGAAUAUUACGGAAUAUUACGAUCAAAUGGAAUAUUACGAUCAAAUGCUAUAUUACGACCAAAUGGAAUAUUACGAUCAAAUGCUAUAUUACGACCAAAUGGAAUAUUACGAUCAAAUGCUAUAUUACGAUCAAAUGGAAUAUUACGAUCAAAUGCUAUAUUACGACCAAAUGGAAUAUUACGAUCAAAUGCUAUAUUACGACCAAAUGGAAUAUUACGAUCAAAUGCUAUAUUACGACAAAUGGAAUAUUACGAUCAAAUGCUAUAUUACGACCAAAUGGAAUACUACGAUCAAAUGCUAUAUUACGACCAAAUGGAAUACUACGAUCAAAUGGAAUAUUACGAUCAAAUGCUAUAUUACGACCAAAUGGAAUACUACGAUCAAAUGGAAUAUUACGAUCAAAUGCUAUAUUACGACCAAAUGGAAUAUUACGAUCAAAUGCUAUAUUACGACCAAAUGGAAUAUUACGAUCAAAUGGAAUAUUACGAUCAAAUGCUAUAUUACGAUCAAAUGGAAUAUUACGAUCAAAUGCUAUAUUACGACCAAAUGGAAUAUUACGAUCAAAUGCUAUAUUACGACCAAAUGGAAUACUACGAUCGACCAAAUGGAAUAUUACGAUCAAAUGCUAUAUUACGACCAAAUGGAAUACUACGACCAAAUGGAAUAUUACGAUCAAAUGCUAUAUUACGACCAAAUGGAAUAUUACGAUCAAAUGCUAUAUUACGACCAAAUGGAAUACUACGACCAAAUGGAAUAUUACGAUCAAAUGCAGUGUUGCGAUCAAAGCUUGCAGUGGCCAUAACUUCUGGCUGCUUUCCACAUUUAUAG